AUAUUUAUACAGAGGGGGAACGACAUCACUUAUCCACAACACAUCCAUUCACGUAAGGGAGAGCUACUUCCAGAGCUGAGUUAGAGUGAUCCACGCUGUUUGCCAGGAAACAUCACUUCUUUUUGCUGAUAUUUUGCAGAGAUAAACUUUCAGAAAAAAAGGUUUUGAACAAAGCAGAGUCACAAUGAUCUUUUUCAUUCCUGUUUUUGCUGUGCUUCUCACUUUUUAUCAGAUUGAGAGGAAUCCUGCCUUUGCUGGGAUGUGCUGGCUGCAGCAGGGUCAGGACCAAAGGUGCGACAUGGUGCUGAUGAGAGGCGUGACCAGAGAGGAGUGCUGUGCCGGGGGCCGCCUGGACACAGCCUGGUCCAACUCCAGCCUGCCCAUGAAUGAGGUCAGCCUGCUGGGCUUCCUAGGAAUCGUCUCCUGUAAACCAUGCAAAGAGACUUGCGAUGGAGUAAAUUGCAGUCCCGGGAAGGUUUGCAAAAUGAAGACGGGAAGGCCUCAGUGUGUGUGCGCACCAAACUGCUCUCAAAUUACCCAGAAGCACGCUGUGUGCGGCAGCGACGGGCGGUCAUAUAAGGAUGAGUGUACCAUGCUGAUGGCCCGCUGCAUGGGGCACCCCGACCUGGAGGUCAUGUACCAGGGAGAUUGCAAAAAGUCGUGCUCCAAUGUGGUGUGUCCCGGUACCCACACCUGUGUGACCGACCAGACCAACAGUGCUCACUGUGUCAUGUGCCGCACAACUCCUUGCCCAAUGCCCAUGUUAUCCGAGCAGCAAAUCUGUGGCAAUGACAACAUCACUUACCGCAGCGCCUGCCACCUCCGCCGCGCCACCUGCUUCCUCGGCCACUCCAUAGGAGUCCGCCACUACGGCCACUGCAACACUCCCCCUCGGAAACCUCAAGAUUUUGAAGGCAGUGAGGAGAACGCAGUCUAGAUGGACAACUCCUGACUCUGGUCGACAAACCUAUCAAAGUGUCACACCGCUAGCUUACCAUGAAGACCUCUUUUUUUGGCAAUCACUCCCUCAACCCUUUGUGCACCGAUGACCAUAUAUUUGGAUCUCUGUUUGAAGACAUACAAUAGUUUAAAAGAGCUACAAAAACCCUGUGAGAAAUUUGUGCUAAUCUUGUGUUAGUUUGGGAAAUAGAAGCAGAUGAACACGAGUUUUGAGAUACAACUAUCUCAGGCUCCUCGGGAGAUGUGUGCAUAUUGUAAAUAGAAUACCACUACUAUUUAUUGGAGAAGGUAUCAAACUCUAUUUAUAUUUUUAUUAGUUAGUUACAGUUCCAUAUAUCCUUGGUAAAGCUGGUGCAUAAAUCGUAUUUAUUGUGUUUGGUUUAUUGUGUAUGUACAAUUGUGGCCACUGGCAUUUUACAGCUUUUUUUUUUUUUACAGUUUUUAUGUUCUCCAUGCCCAUCAAACAAACUGAUUUCCCAACAGGCUGAUGGAAAGCAUCACUAAUAUCUUUGUAAGUUGUUACCACUUCCAAUGUGGUUUCAAUUCUAAAUAAGACAGCUACAGUUGUGCUGCGUGUACUUUUUGUACUUUUUGUCUGGAAGUGAGGAAGGGGCUCAGCCUAAACAAACCGGUAUCGUCUCUCUAGAUCCCUCCCACCACACAUGUUUACUCUGGAUCCUGAUCCAAACUCUUUGCCACCUGCAAAAAUUAACAGUUUGGUUUUGUUUGGAGUCUCAGAAGACUGCUGGGCUGUCCUCUACAAUACCUCCUCUAUUGACUGCUUAGCUUUGUUUUGUAAAUGCAUUUUUGAAGGUUGUGGUAGUUCAAUCUGUUGCUGUUUUGCUGAUUUAAUUUGAUUUAAAUAUUUCCAAAAAUGGCCAGACAAAUGUAAUCAGCUUCAUCUGAUUGAAAGCAAAAUUAAAUUUGUCUGGGAAUGGACUGCAGUCAUCGCCAACUGAACAAACGUGAUUAUUCUGCCAUUGGAGAGGACUCAAUCAGUUCAUCGUUGACACGGCUAGAUAUCCAUACAAAUCACCAAUAUCCAGUCCAAUUAGAUCUUUAAACUCAACACAGACUAAUGAAAUACUUUCAAUAAUGUGUAUUAUGGAACAUCUCAAUGGAUCAUAUGUAAAUAACAAAGGUGUGUGUACCUGCCUGUGUACCUACUGUGAAAUCUGAAUGACAAAUGCAUCAACAUAUUUUUGUAUUUUUGUACUGCCAUUUCAAAACAACAUAAAGUUUAAUAUUUGUCACAA
Eleginops maclovinus (Patagonian blennie) is the source of this 2216-nucleotide messenger RNA. It is a transcript of the gene fstl3, whose product is annotated as follistatin-like 3 (secreted glycoprotein). The record is from RefSeq and is a predicted model, not a curated record. Gene Ontology annotation, molecular function: protein binding; activin binding. Gene Ontology annotation, biological process: cell differentiation; negative regulation of activin receptor signaling pathway; multicellular organism development. The transcript has 5 exons. NCBI's taxonomy places the organism in Eukaryota, Metazoa, Chordata, Actinopteri, Perciformes, Eleginopidae. Bases 185 to 937 code for a protein of 250 amino acids.